UACAAUUCGAUGCUUUUUGUUUACAACUAAUUAUUAAAAAAAAUAAAUAAACCAAAUAUAAUGUUAGAAGUCAUAAUAAAUCGGUAACAAUAUCAAAAUUUUGUUUUUAAAUAAAAUACAAUAAACUUGGUACAGUUCUAUUUGAGUCAAAAUUUUGGACCUACAAUUUGAUCAAAUGCCUCUCUUUAUCUUUUUCUUUUCAUUAUUUUAACUUCAUCAACAACAUAAUGGGUUGCCUUCAGAGUAAAAAAGAAAUAUCUGAUCUACAUCCAAAUGUUUUUCGUGUUGUUAAUAUUGAUGAAAACGGCGUAGACUUGUGCUCUGGACAACUGGAAAUCACGGAAUCUGAUAUUAUUUUAUAUAGAGAAGGCAGAGAUUCUACUAUCUGGCCUCUUCAUUCACUUCGGAGAUAUGGCUUUGAAGGAGAAAUAUUCAGUUUUGAAUCAGGUAGAAGAUGUGAAACCGGUGAAGGCAUUUAUGGAUUCAGAUGUCGCCGAGCUUCCCUAUUAUUUCAAACUUUACAACAGCAAAUACAGUUAAGAAAUGUUGUUCACGAUUCUGUGCCCUAUCCAGUUUCUCGUUUAACACCAUCCCCUCAAGGCAGACAAACAUUACAAGCCACUGUUAUCCAUCGAUCCUCUGUCGACAAUGGGCAACCGGACAAUACUGGAACAGGUUUCAAUAAUAACGUCACCACCAUAAACAGUACAGUUCCACCAGCAAUUAUACCAUCUCCCCAUUCUCCAUCCAGUGCUGACAUAUUAGAAGUGAUGCCACUGUAUCCAAGAUCACAGUCAUCAAGCAACCAUGUAACCAAUGUUUAUCAAGUGAGGGAUUUUAAACGAGAACAUAAUAAUAACCAGACCGAUGUCAACAAUGACACAAGACAUGUUUAUACAAAUGAUUUUAAUAGGGACCUAGCUAUGCUUCGGAAAACAUUGAAACAAGAAAUCGCUUUAAAUACAAUCAGGGAUAUAGAAGACGAAACAAGAUUCUUAGAAAGGAGACACAUCAAUGAAAUGAAAUCAGAUUCAGCAAACCACCCUUUGUCGCCUACAAUAAGUUGCUCAAGUGAACAUUAUGCUCAACUUAGUACUGAACAACAAGAAACAUCUAGAAUGUAUGUGAAUAUUGCGCCCAGUUCUAACAACUCAGCUACAGACAUUAAAGCUGACCCAGUCCCAACAACACCUCUUACACCAAAACAAGUAGAAUAUUGCAAUUUGACUGUUGGUUUAAAACCAGAAAUAAAUACAUAUGCAAAUGUGAUGCUGGGCGAUUUCUCAGAUAGUGCAAAAGGUUCAAGAACGAUUCACAAUUCAGAACACAACCAAAAAUUUUCAGAGUCAGAUACCUUCACAUCAAUGUCGCCAGUUGAGGAAAUGGAAGUCAAUUACGCAGUUCUUGAUAUAGAUACCAAUAAAGAGAAUAUUAAAGUAGCAAGAGAGCUUGCUUCCCCAGAAAGUCAGUCAUACAACAGCUCCAAAAAUGAAAGCUCGGCUUCGCACACAUCUCAACCUAGAGCUAGAGUCGUCUCACAGUCCAGUAUCGACAGAACCACAUCCAAUCCAAUGAAUCCACCAUCUAGUAUUGGUUAUACAACAAUUGAUUUUGAUAAAACUGUUGCACUGACAUCGGUAGCUGCUGGUGCAGAGAGCAAUAUGGAUGGGCCUAGAAAAAAUCGGCACAACUCUUGCAGUAUAUUAAGUGGAAGCCCCGGCAGUAGUGAAAAAUGUAGGGGGAAUAACUGAAAUCAGGUUUUCUUUAAGUUCAAGUGGGAUAAGACUAGGAUGAGUGGCAAAAGACUAUCGCUUUGUUAAUGACAAAAUAUAUUUAAUGUCUUAGACUGUAUUCAAAGCCAAAACUUAUAACAUCAACAGCCAAAGGAAAUUAUUUAUUAAGCCAAAGUUAAGUAAAAUAUUAUUUAUUAUGGUAUUUUUAGGUAUUUGAUGUAACCUGAGAUUAUGGCUUUAUGGUAUGAAAGAAAUUAUUGUAAUCAAAUAAAACAUGAGCCCUCACAAAAUUGUAACAAAAUGUAAUCUAUGGCACAACAAUAUUGCAGCUAUGUUUGUAUUCCAUCCUUAUAUUUUACAAUUACCUAUCAUAAAAAUAGGUUUUAUAUUUGCCAAAUAUAGAAUAAUUUGUCUAUGAAAAUAAUUGAUAAGUACAUUGAGGCUUUAAGUGCUUUUAAAGUGAAAUUACUUUAGUUGCAGUUUUACAUGUAAUAAAUUAAUAUUAUUGAUUAAUUAUUUUUUAUGACAAAGAAAAAUAUAUUACAAGAAAUUUUGUUAUGACGAAUAAGUACAGUUGUAGUUUAGUCCAUCUGAUAUUCAAUAAAAAAUAAUAUUAAGAACAAAGUUUUGUUGUUGUAAUGAUAAUUUUAAAUGUGAAAAUAUUUUUGUAAUGCUAUUUUAUAAAAUAUACAUAGUGAUUAAAUUAAAUGUAAUACCCGUUUAGUAGGAUAAGAACAUUUACAACUUAUUAUCCGAUGUUGUACAUUAAACAUUAAUAUUAAAAAGCUUUUCACAUCGAAUCGAGAAUCGUGCUAUUUGGUACAUUGUAUUACAAGUAAUUUAUUGUUAAAAAUGCUGUCAAAUCAUUAAACAUAAGUCCAGCAAUAGUUUAAUAUGUGUAUGUUAAAUGUUAAGUAGUUUCAUAUUCUAUUGGAGUAAAUGUAAGUAAAGUAGCAUUAACUGAUACUGGGGCUACCACCUUUUGCUGUAACAUUUGGAAAACGAGCCCUGUAUAAAUUAUUUGCUCUCAAAUUUAUAUAUAACAUUUCUAUUCAUAACUAAGCAUUUAUAAUGUAACACUUCAUUCUUGGGGUCUAGUUGGGAUGGUCAGCAAAACACUUAUGCGAUCAAUUCAAUUUUUUUUCAAAAAUGUUUUAUUCUUAUUGCCUGCAUACAUGGAAUAAAAUCUGUUAGUCAGGUCUUUGUAUGUUGUAGCUUGAAAAUUUUCUGGGAGUGUCUUAUAAAUACGAAUUGAGGUGGCAGCCCCAUUAUAACCGGUGUCAUUGUUUCGGCCUGAGAAUAUUGCUUUUAAAAAGUUCCUAAAUUUAUUCCGUAAUGUUUCUAGAAGAAUAACAAAAUAGUAGGAAUUUGUACAACCAAUAUUUGUAAGUUUAAUUUAAGAAUAUGCCAAAUAACUUUUUAUAGUUUUAUUAUAAUCCAAUAAAUUAAUUAUUUUUUAAUUUAAAAAUUUAAUUAUUUUACAAUUUUAGUGAAGACUGUAUGUUGUCGUUAUUUUAUUUUUUAAUGAAAAACACAAUUCAAACCAGGUUAAGGGAAUCUGGGAAAUAUUAAAUGUUCUCUUUUCUUGUGUAUCUUUUUAAUUUCAUAAUAUGCUUUAAAAUGCCGCCAAUUUAAAUCAUACUCGACAUAAGUUCUAGUUUUACAAUUUAAAUGUUUGAACUUCGAAUGCCAUAAUUUGUUGCCAGUUACACAAUAAAAAGCCAAUUUUAAAAAUACAUUUAAAAUAAGAUAAAUCAUUGUCACAUUAGAAUACUGGUUAUUAUAAUAUUAUUUUAUGAGAAAUGUAAUUAAAAUUUUCUUUAAACUCACCAUACCAAUGUUGUGUACCUAAAUAGAAGUUAUUUUUGCCCUAAGUUUUUAUUAAUGACGUAGUGAUGUUCAUUGUCAAUCAUCAGAUGCAUAAAUAAAGUGUAAAUGAAAUUUACAUAAUUAUAUAUGGAGAUAUU
This is a messenger RNA of Danaus plexippus (monarch butterfly), 3700 nucleotides long. RefSeq names its product fibroblast growth factor receptor substrate 2. Gene Ontology annotation, cellular component: cytoplasm. The coding region runs from base 228 to 1751 and encodes 507 amino acids. The record is from RefSeq and is a predicted model, not a curated record. Lineage: Eukaryota; Metazoa; Arthropoda; Insecta; Lepidoptera; Nymphalidae. The transcript has 2 exons. Gene Ontology annotation, biological process: cell surface receptor protein tyrosine kinase signaling pathway.